AGCUCCCAGAUUCUUUCCACCACAUCCUACAGAUCUGGGAAGAGACUUUGUGCUGCAAUGAGAAAGCAAGUGCAAUACUCCCAAUGCAACAGGCAGCAAACUUAGACAUGCACCCUUGUCCGGAGCAGAGGGUGACAUGUGCUCCUGUUGCAUGGGACAGCGACAGGAUGCGAUCCUCUGGAAACAAGGCUGUGCUGGACUGGCGUGCCAAGAAGAAGGAUGCUCUGCAUGGCAGUGGGACAGCUCUUCCCCAGGCUCUCAGAGGACACAGGAGCUCUGAUGGGACAGGUGCUGAGGGUGCGGUGGCAACUGCAUUCUGCCAGGCAGGUUAUCGUCCACCAAGAGAGAAACCUCAGCACCAGAAAGAAUUGGAGCCUCCCUUCUGCCAGCCCAGAGCAGGAAAACGGUCUUACAGCCCCAGGAACAAGUGGCCAAGAAUUAAACCUCUGCCUUCAGCUGAAUCCCUGGGUCCUGCCCCUGGGAAGCCUCCAAGACCGCCAAAGUUUGACCUCAGUACUUUCCAAAGCAUCCUGCCUUUGGUCCACAGAGGAAAUGAAACAACUGCUGGUGAAGAGGAUUACUUGAGCCCCGAAAGUGCUCAACUUGAAGAGCAGAAUAAUUAUGAAGAAACACCAAUGUACCUGAAUCAGUCUGGGGACACCACAACCUUGUGUGUCAUUGAAGUACCUAAGGCAGAGCCUCAGGAGCACAAGAAACAGAAGAUUUUUCCCUUUGCCAAAUACAGUCCUGAAAGAGCUACAAUAGAGGAUAAAAAAGAGGGGAAACCAAGUCAUGAAAGAGAGAAACUGGAAGUGAAGAAAAUUUUCAAGACAGGUGGAAGUGAAUACAUGUCUCCCAGUAGUCAAACCAAGGAAGAUGGCAGAGGUGGGAUGAAGGUUCUGCAAGGGAAGCAGGAUGUGACCAGUACCCUGCCUGCAAAGUACCCUACCCUACAAGGGCUGGCAAAAGACAGAGCCGAGCUCUUGCACAGCAUGGAUGUUGGUGCUCCAAAGCCAGGGAUAGAAAGAACAACUUUGAACCAAAACACUUGGCAGCCUCUGCAGGCACCAGAGGAUAUAUACGAUGAUAUCGCAGAACUGCAAGAUGGACUCAGCUACGGGUCAAAUGCCUCAAGUUCCUUCACUUCAGACAGCUUUUCAGGAAACAGCUACGAGGAAACAUAUGAAGAUGUUGAGAUUGGAGGUGAUAAUCCAGCAAAACCAGAAACAGAAAAACAGAAGAGAUUUGGAAACCUGUUUAAGAUAGAAAAGUUGAAGCUGAAUAAUUUCAGGCUCAAGGAAAACCUAAGAUUGGUUUCCAUUUCGGUACCAAAUUUAGCAUCUGUAUCCCAGGAGGACCAGGUGUAUGACGAUAUCGAGGUGGGGCAGAGAGAGCCCAGAGAGAAGGAUGACAAGUACAAAAUCCGGAUGCCAAAACUUCAAGUGGUGAAAGACAAAAGGAAAAGCAUCGGCGAUGUGGAAAGAAAUAUCUUCAAAUUCAAGAAGAGCAGUGAAGAAAAAAGCAGGAAGAGAGAAAAAGAAGAGAAGUUCUUUAGAGAAACAUUUGUGUAUGAUAAGGAGAUCAGUGUCAUCAACACAGCCAUUGCUGAGUGCUCGGUCCCCAGUGAGAGGAGAGUGGAUCUCCCUGUCACAGCUGGAGAACAGCUGGAUGUCAUUGAUGUCACGGAGGGCCACGCAGUGAUCUGCCGAAAUUCAGAGGGCAGAUAUGGGUACGUUCUAGUGGAGCACUUGAACUUCAGACAGUACUAACUUCCCUGAGAGCUGCUCUCCCCUGGAUCAUUCCUGAAAGUCUCCAUUGUGCUUCCUGCAUCCAGGAGAGCCCACGUUGGUCAACUGUGGAGUGAUGAUGCCCAUGUAAAUAAAGCUGAAUUAUUUUUUGUACUGUUAAA
Pipra filicauda (Wire-tailed manakin) is the source of this 1909-nucleotide messenger RNA. RefSeq names its product FYN binding protein 2 (gene FYB2). The record is from RefSeq and is a predicted model, not a curated record. The transcript is spliced from 19 exons. Gene Ontology annotation, biological process: integrin-mediated signaling pathway; T cell receptor signaling pathway; protein localization to plasma membrane. Lineage: Eukaryota; Metazoa; Chordata; Aves; Passeriformes; Pipridae. Bases 84 to 1769 code for a protein of 561 amino acids. Gene Ontology annotation, molecular function: protein binding. Gene Ontology annotation, cellular component: plasma membrane.